Messenger RNA from Perca fluviatilis (European perch), 3165 nucleotides. RefSeq names its product leukemia inhibitory factor receptor-like. The record is from RefSeq and is a predicted model, not a curated record. The transcript is spliced from 18 exons. Bases 273 to 3002 code for a protein of 909 amino acids. Gene Ontology annotation, cellular component: external side of plasma membrane; membrane. Gene Ontology annotation, molecular function: protein binding; cytokine receptor activity. Gene Ontology annotation, biological process: immunoglobulin mediated immune response; cytokine-mediated signaling pathway. NCBI's taxonomy places the organism in Eukaryota, Metazoa, Chordata, Actinopteri, Perciformes, Percidae.
GAUUUCCAAGGCAUUGUAUCAUUGGCUACUUUUAAAGGGAGUGUUUACUGCAGGGCGUAACUUGACACUGUAACUCUUUCAGUUUUAUUCUUACCCCUUAUUUCCUUCACAUUAAAUUCAUUCCGUGUGCAAGAUCCUUGACAACCAGUCAGACAUCCUCAUGUAUCAAGUGUAAUAAGUGGACGUUUCUGAUGUCUUGUCUAUGAUGACAGCACUAAAUCAAUGAGGGCUUGCUGACAAGUUUACAUUAAAGGAAUAACAGCUGAUCCCAAAUGGUCCUUGUAAAGGGGAUUAUGAUGAUCCCAUGGUUAUUACUGGUCUCACUGUUCUGCAAGAGCACACAGGAUGGAAAUGGCCAAGAAAGUGGUGUCCUGCAUUGUGGAGCUCAGAAUCUGAAACUAACCAACUCCAGUCAGAUGAUCCUGUUAACAUGGGAAGACACGCCUUCAUGCUCUACAGUACAGGAUGUGCUGAUCUAUGAGCUGGAGGUUCUCAUAGCGGACAAGAAAGAACAUUAUGAUGAAGUUGCUGUGACACCUGACCAGAUAGGAUCUACUCACUCCUGGAACUGGAAGUCAUAUUUGGCAUUGGAGUGUGCUUCCCAUUCAGUGAGGCUCAGGUCCCGAUACAAAAACCACACAAGCCAAUGGAAUCAAGAGACUCUUCCUGGGCUUGAAACAUCAAAAGCUGAGGUUUAUCCAAAGGGCAAACACUUCCAGGUUGGCAGUACAGCCACCUUCUGCUGCGUUCUGCCUGCGGGGGACGUUUUUGACAAAAUGUCUCUGCCUGAGUAUAGUAGUGCUGAUAUGAACACUACCAGGAUCAGCAAUCAGACCUAUGCCUUGACCGUCCACCUGAACCAGGCAUCAAAAUACAGUUGCACUGAUGUAAAAUGUGAACUGAAUCCUGAUGUUGUAUAUGGGGCUUGUGCUUAUAUUGGCUACCCACCUAAUGUCACGGACCUUCAAUGUGAAACCCGAGAUCUGCAAUCAGUCGAUUGCCACUGGACGGAUAAAGACUCAAGCCUACCCUUUAAGAGUGUAACAGAGUAUCAUCUACUUGAAAGUCCGACAAUCUGUGCAAAGUGGCCUGAGACGACAUGCUCUCAAGAAGUGCGAGUCGACGCUCGCGAGAGAAACUGGACAUUAACAGCAAGUAAUCCUUUGGGCGAGGUGAAGCUUUCCGACACUGCAGACCUGACUAAAAGAGUGCACAUGUUCCCUCCUGAGGGAGUGACAGCUUUGAGUGUGAAUGCCAGAAAUGUCAGCCUGGAGUGGAAGUGGACGGUGCAACAGUACUAUAAUCUCAGUUUAAUAUGCCAAGUGAACAUUAAUAACCACGGUGAAAACACCAUAAGUGAAUACUUUGGAGUUGGUCUUAAGUUUGCAGUUUUGAAUGAUCUGAUACCAAAUUGGACAUAUAAUGUGGCAAUACGAUGCAGAACAGCACAACAUUUCUGGAAAUGGAGCAGCUGGAGCACAAAUGUCAACUUCCAUACAAAGGGUGAUGUUCCAGAUGCUCUUGAUGUGUGGAUGCAGGUGAUGGACAACCAAAUUAUAACCAUCUGGAAGAUGCCACUGGCCAACCAGAGUCAUGGACACAUCGAAGACUAUGAAGUGACCUGGACCAAGACCACGGAGAGAGAGCGACAAAAUAGGACCAAAGUGGCUCCCAACAAUUUCAGUCUUGCCCUCAGUCUGGACACCACUGUCGGGCAUAUCGUCACAGUUACAGCUAGGAAUAUAAACGGCAGUUCAGCCCCAUCAACCAUCACCAUCCCCAGCUCCAAUCCAGACGGAACCAGAGUGAACACUUCUUUGAUCAUUGGCAGCAGCGGUAGCUUCAACCUGUCCUGGUCUGCCAGUCCAACAGCCAGCUGUGGCUACAUAGUGGACUGGUGUUCUACCUUAGGAAAUUGCACUGUGGAGUGGCUGAAAGUGUCUCCCAAUCAGACUAAUGCCAGUAUAUUUUCAAAAAACUUCAAAGAUGGACUGAGAUACACUUUGUCAGUAUAUGCCUGCACCCAGGGAGCUCCUGUGCUACUACAAAGAAGAGAGGGCUAUGUUGGAGAGAAAAAAAUACAAGACGGCCUGUUUAAAUCAGUCAAGGGGCAACAGCAGGAUUGGGAUUACGAGGUAUCCUGGGAGCCUAUAUCUCGAAGAGAGCAGACUGCUUUUAUCCAAGGCUAUGUCCUGUAUUGUUUGGACAACAACAACAACAAAGUCAUCAACUUCAGCACAGACAAUCCUGAAGCCAAUAGCCUGACAGCAAGAAACCUUAAAAAUGGUUCCUACAUAUUCACAGUAAAGGCACGGACAGCAGUUGGAGAAUGUGGCGCUACAUCCAUCACUGCCACCUUGAAUUUACUGACUGAUAACUUGAUAGGGACAGUCUUCAUUUCCCUGGCUGCUGUUUUUGGUCUCCUUUCCCUCAUCACUAUUGUUUGCUACAGACACUGGACAUGUAUCAAAGAUACGGUCUAUCCUCCUAUCCCAAAGCCAGUGUUGACAUCAACGGGUGAACAUGGAUGUCGUAAUUUUCAGGUGGAUCAGUGUCACUAUAGUGAAGCCGAUAUCAUGGAUGUUCCGGAACUGUAUUGUAGAGCAGGAACACCAAUAAAUGGUUUUGUCAGCCAGGAGAACAUGCCAUUUGUUUUUUCACAAACUCCAAAGGGUUACUACAACCAGCCCCUGAAAAAGUUCACCCCACCACCCCUCACUUUACCAUCUACAGCCAUCCCAUCUCAGCCAGGGUUACCAUCUUCUCCAUUUAGAAGGGAAUUUCCUAAUGCGUCAUACAACCUGAUAAUGCAGCCUGGGAAUCAGCAGUCCAACUUCUGUCCUGAGCUUCAGGAGGGAAUGUCUUUAGAGAGAAGCUCCGAUGGAUACCAGCCUCAUGGUCACCCGGAAACCUUCACUACAAACCAGACAGAAGAAGAUCCAGACACUCCUAUGUCCUGUGUCUCCACUUACAUAUUGUUACCACAGUCAUCUUCCAGAUAGCUUCUGCAUGCAAUGCCGGUAUGGUAUGUUAUAGGUAGGGUAGCCAGAAAACUGAAAUUUAACAUGGAUUUAGUGAAACACUUAUGCCUUAACGACCGUUAUCUACCGGACCAAAUAGCAACGCGGAUUUCGGUGCCUUAUUUAGGUGCCACUUAGAUGCCUG